Blumeria graminis f. sp. triticale is the source of this 1281-nucleotide messenger RNA. The record is from the annotation of a GenBank genome assembly. Lineage: Eukaryota; Fungi; Ascomycota; Leotiomycetes; Helotiales; Erysiphaceae.
AUGAGAAGGCCACCUUUCAAUCUCAUUGGUUUGCUUCUCAAUACGUUUUCUCAACUUCUACCUUGCUCAGCAUCUCCUAGCUCCCAAGGAAUUGAAUACGUCUAUGAUAUAAAAAAUAACUAUGUUUGCGAUAACUUUUUCUUCGGCAGCGACAGAGUGAGGAGGAGUUAUAUCACAGGUUGUAAUGAGCUAUGGAACGAUAAUUUGGCAAGGCAGUUUCCAGCCAGAUUGGAAGAUAAAAAUUUCGUUGGCAGAAUACAAAGAACUCUAUUUUCAUGGCCAUUAAAGAAUUCUGUGGAUAGUUCAGACAUAAGGUCCGUAGGAGACUAUCGAACUGUAUUCGAUAUAUACUGUAGAUUUUAUGGCGUCAUAAUUCGUGGAAAGACUAGCCAUAGUUCUUGCAUUGAGUUAUCAGACAGUAUCGACACCAAUGUGAUAAGUCCUGGCUCAAACAUAUAUAGGGGCUACAAAUGUCAAACCAUGAUGUUCCGAGAAACUUAUGUUCAAGCAUCUCUCAAACAAGCAAAGAAGACAAAAUUAAAAAGGAGUCGACUCAAGAAAUAUCCUGUCAAGGUUUCACGGCCAGGUGAAGAUGGGGAUGCGUACGAAUGGCCUCUUUUUCCAAAUAAUAUUAUAUAUAAAUCUUACGGUAUUUUGAACCGACAUCUUAAGUACUUUGCUUCAUAUUCAGAUGUGGGUCAUGAUGUACAGGUCUAUGAAAAAUCCAAAUAUGCCAAGAGAGAAUGUCCAUUGAUGACAAAGACAAUUGUGUCUGGUACUCGCCAUUCCAAUUCCAUCAGCCCCCACGAACGUGUUGUCCAUGAUGAGAAGAAAAGCUAUGACUGUAGUGGUCAGAUAUUCACGGACUACUACAUACAAGAAGUUAAUACUAUGAUGAGGAAUGUAAUAUCCGGUAGAUAUUAUUCGGAAUUUAAAAAUUAUUAUUACAGGUCCGUCAACAUACUUAAAAUAGAUGCCAUAAACAAGGUCUGGGCUUGGAAUCUUCGGGUUCCAGAAACAGAAUUCCAGAACUCUGGCGCUAUAAUCAGCUACAUACUUGCAAUGAACCAAGCAUACCAAAUGGUUGGUAUAUAUCAAGUUAUGAAAGGAGAAUAUGCUCAAUGUUCAACGAAAUAUGAAUCUACCGGCUCUUCAACAAAUAGCAUGGUUUCUGAUCUCGAUUUAAACCAAGUUUAUUCCCCCUGUAAGCGUUGUAAAGACGACACUGGAUGUAGUUGCGAAGAAAACUGGCAUGAUCCAAAACGCCAGAAAACCACAUAG